Plasmodium fragile is the source of this 708-nucleotide messenger RNA. RefSeq lists its product as uncharacterized. NCBI's taxonomy places the organism in Eukaryota, Apicomplexa, Aconoidasida, Haemosporida, Plasmodiidae. The transcript has a single exon. The record is from RefSeq and is a predicted model, not a curated record. Bases 1 to 708 code for a protein of 235 amino acids.
AUGAAGCUGUUCGUUACGGCACUUUCCCUGCUGCUCACUUUGUUGGCGAAAGGAUGCAGAUACAUAUGCAGCCAGGGUUCUUUCCCAGAUGGUGAAUACCCAAUUUUCAUUAGCAACAUACUGAUAAACAAUGUCUCGUUUACCUUUCAUAAAGAUAAAUAUCAUUACAAAUUAGAAGCGAGUGAACAUCUGACAGAAAUUACACUGAGUCCAUUCUUAAACAUUUGGGAAAAUUACAUAUAUAAAAAAACCUCCCCAGAAGACGAACUCUUCUUUAAUGAAAACACGUGGGCGUAUUUAGACAAUGAACAAAAUGUCGUCAUGGAAGAGUUGUACCUAAAACCAUAUCACAUUUAUGUUAACAAGGAAAAGGUGCAUCUAACAGAUUUACCCUACAGGAUCCACUUCUCAGGUGCGGGACAAAAGGAAUUAGACAUGUGGUAUGAAAGACAAAAAACGUAUAAAAUUGAAAUAAAAAAUAAUAACGAGCAUUCCAAUUUCUACCUAAACGAUGUCAUGCUAACUAGUCAGCCAUCCUCUACACGUUUAUUACAUGACAGAGAAUUCAAAACUUACAUUUAUUUUUAUACUACCAAGGUUGCUCAAAAUGUUGAAGGGAUAAACAUUCAAGCCAGCGGCCGUAACAGCCAAAUGUACAUAAAUAAUAAUUUAAUUAAAAAAGACGCCUCGUUUUUUUCCCUUGAAUAA